Xyrauchen texanus (razorback sucker) is the source of this 4399-nucleotide messenger RNA. RefSeq names its product monocarboxylate transporter 10-like. Gene Ontology annotation, molecular function: monocarboxylic acid transmembrane transporter activity. Lineage: Eukaryota; Metazoa; Chordata; Actinopteri; Cypriniformes; Catostomidae. The transcript has 6 exons. Bases 137 to 1633 code for a protein of 498 amino acids. Gene Ontology annotation, biological process: transmembrane transport. The record is from RefSeq and is a predicted model, not a curated record.
GUUAUUGCAACAGCACGAGCAGACUGACUGACUUCUUGCAGAAGUCUGGAGAUGUUUGUUUAGUGUCAUUUCGGCUUCUGACAGGACCGCAGCGCAUCCCUGAGCUGUCAUUAGAGAUCCAGCCGUUGAUUCGAGCAUGACCGAGGACACCAGCAUGACUGAGAGUGAAUCAGACGCGAAGAAAGUCACCGCGUCUGAGGUGGACGGGGUGCAGCCGGAGGUGAAGCGCGAGAAUGGGGGCAGUAAACUCGCCCUGAGCGACGAGACAGCCCCAGAGACUGGCCCAGCAGAGUUCGAGCCCCCCGAGGGCGGAUGGGGCUGGGUGGUGAUGCUGGCCGCUAUGUGGUGCAACGGCUCGGUGUUCGGGAUCCAGAACGCGUUCGGCAUAUUGUUCGUGUCUCUGAUGAAAGAGUUCGGCUCCGAGGACGACGAAGACCUCCGCUUCAAAACCGCAUGGGUCGGUUCUCUCUCCAUGGGUAUGAUCUUCUUCUGCUCACCAAUCGUCAGUGUAUUCACAGAUCUGCUCGGUUGCCGGAUAACAGCGGUUGGAGGGGCUGCCGUGGGGCUUGUGGGACUUCUGGCCAGUUCUUUUGUCACGUCUCUCGGGCCGUUGUACUUCACCUAUGGCAUAGUGUUUGCAUGCGGGUGCAGUUUUGCAUAUCAGCCCAGUCUGGUGAUCCUGGGUCACUACUUCAAGCGCAGGCUGGGCCUGGUGAACGGCAUUGUAACUGCAGGCAGCAGCGUGUUCACCAUCACGCUUCCGUACAUGCUGUCUGGUCUGCUGGGGCGUGUGGGGCUGCAGAACACGCUGCGGGUACUAGCCAUCUUCAUGUUCAUCCUCAUGCUGGCGGGCCUCACCUACAAACCGCUCCUGCCCAAACCCGUGAGCAGCAGCAAGUCUGGCAGCCGCUGUCCCUCGCUCAACAAGGUGUUCAAUGUGCACAUCUGGAAGUCUCUGGGAUAUCGCAUCUGGGCUUUUGGAAUCCCUGCAGCUCUGUAUGGAUACUUUGUGCCGUACGUUCACCUGAUGAAACAUGUGGAGGAGCGCUUUGGAGAGGGCGCUAAUAAAGAGGUUCUGCUGAUGUGUAUCGGCAUCACGUCUGCAGUGGGUCGGCUCAUCUUCGGCAGAGUGGCGGAUUACGUACCUGGAGUCAACAAAGUCUACCUACAGGUGUCUUCGUUCCUGGUCAUCGGCGUGAUGUCCAUGAUGAUUCCCCUGUGUCACAUCUUCGGCGGGCUGAUAGCCGUGUGUCUGCUCAUGGGUCUGUUUGAUGGCUGUUUCAUCUCCAUCAUGGCUCCCAUCGCCUUUGAGCUGGUGGGCUCUCAGAACGUGUCGCAGGCCAUCGGCUUCCUCCUGGGCAUGAUGUCCGUCCCCAUGACUGUUGGGCCUCCAAUCGCAGGAUUCCUCCGAGACCGUUUGGGCAGCUAUGAUGUGGCGUUUUACCUGGCGGGCAUACCUCCCCUCAUUGGUGGAGCCAUUCUGUGUCUGAUCCCCUGGGUAGAGGCCAAGAGGAGGAGGAAGCAGCGGGAGGUAGAGGCCGACACCAUGGAGAAAAUGCUGGAACACAAGAGUGACACGCAGGACGACACGGACAACAGGACCAAGAGUGACGAGCCGGAAACUGACGUCUGAGAAACACACAAUCAUCACGGACAGACCGAACGAGGUGUCUGUUCUGCAUGUGAAUAAUGUUGUGGAUUGCGUUUUCUAUCCCUUGAUUUACUACAGGAAGUAAUGAAACACUUUGGCAGAACAUGGAGCGGGCAGACAGCAGGUGACCCACUCAAAUGUGAUGCGUCAAUCAAAGCAUUUCCUUCAGUGUUUUUUGGGUUUUAAAUGAACUUUAAGAAGGGAAAUGUUCUGAAAACUUCAUCCUCAUGGAAGAUUCAUGGGAUUUGAAUCAGCAGGUUCAAAAUAUUGCUAACCAGAAGGUUUUUAUUAAAGUAGCAUUAGUUAAAGCAUUAGGAAACAUGAACUACAAAUAGAAAAUACAUUUAUACAGCAUUUAUUAAUUAAUUGGUUAAUAUUAAUUGAUAUCAUUAAUUAAUUAAUGUACAGAACUUUCAUAUGGAGGGCCAAAUUACUGAAAAUAAAAGAAUUAAAUAAGUUAUUUCUCUCAAAUACAUUAGAAAAAGAAAUGAAAUCAUUAAAACGAUUAAACUGUUGUUUUGUGACGUGCUGGAAUCCGUAACACUGAAAAUCAAAAGACACAAAGCUUGUGCCAAAAUAAACAAUUAUCCCAAAGAUGAAAUACAAGGGACAUGUAUUGAUUUAAUUAGUGAGUUCAUGAUUAAUUUAAUGAUUUUAUAUAUGAUUCAUUUUGAGUCAUUUGUCCCUCCAUACCUUCAAUGUUAAAGUGUAUCGGUAAAUAUAGAAAUGAACAUUAUUAAUCGUCAGUUCACGUUAACUAAUGUGAAAGUUUCCAAGUCGUAGUUUUUUCAUUCUUGCAAUGAAUCCAACUUUAGUUUUAUUUUUGACUACAACAUCUAAAUUUGGUUUCAUUUGGCAUAGAAAUGAUUGUAUGUAUUCAUUUCCAUGUACACUUGCGUAAAAGUGUAUUUGUGCAUGUACACUAUAGCUUUAUCUUAUAUGCUAUUAUCUUUAUGUGAACUCUUCAAAUAAGAAACAAGGAAACAUAAAUGCUGCUAUACAAAAUCGGAAGUGAUUUUAUUAGGUAUUAAUAUUGGCCCAAUCUGAAAUUGGAGAUUCGAUUAAUAUGCAAGGAAAAAAAGCCAGAUUGAAUUUGUUCAGUGUAAAGUUUUGGAAGUAUUUAAAAUGUUGGCGUGUUUAAGCGUGGAGAUAUGAAUGCAUUGUUUCCAUUGCUGUUUUUUUUAUUAGAAAUGUGGCAUUUGUGUUGUGUUCAAUGGGGCUUCUUAUUUUUAAUCAAUUGUUUCGAAGGUUUCGCCUGAGAAAGCCGUCCGAGAAGGAAUGUUUACAUGCGUUGAACACCAGACAGGGCAGACAUUAGUAUUUACAAUGAAAUGAAUGUUGAAAAGAUCUUAAAGUGUGUUCAUUGGACGACACUUUAUAGUUAGGUUCUUCUUAAUGUCCUCCAAUUUUUAAUUGCACACUAUAUAUAUAUAUAUAUAUAUAUAUACACACUAUUUACGUUUUAUUGCGAAGUGUGCCAAGUUAGUUUCUGCUUUUGUCUUUCAUGUAAUCACCAACUGAUCAUCACCCUCUCUCUAUACAUGCUGUACAAUGUAGAAGUGAAUUUGGUCAUGAAAUCAGUUAGCUGAUCUAGAAUGUUAUUUAAAUUCAACAGUUUUCAUGAUUCAUACUGAUAAAAUACAUGUUCUUGGACUGCAUCUCACAUAAUCUUUAGUCUCGUAAUCUACCUCAGUUGACGUUACUCGUGAACUGUUCCUCAGAACUCACUUGAAACAACAAUCACCAAGUGCCCAAUGUCCCGUGUUUCACGCAGAUAUUUGAUUUUCUGUUCCGGUCACAGAUGUAUUAGCAUUAGGAAUAAUAGUGCCUUGACGACAUGAUUGUUGGAUGAAGAUGCCUUAAUCAUUUGUAAUGGAAUCAAUGGCACAAUGUUUUAUCUUCCACUUGGAAACCAAAAAAUAGUUGAUUAAAUUGUGUUCAUUAAAAGCUAAUUCUUUUCAAAUCUGUACACUAUUUUUGAUUUUAUUUAUUUUACUUUAAAACUCAUUCAUUGAAAUGAUCUUUCCUUUGAGACCCAUUUGUUCACAUGAAUAUUGUUAGAGUAUGAUCUCUUUGUGCUUGGUCAUUUUUUUAUGGAUUUUGAAUCUUUCAUCAUAUUGGUCAUGCAAACAAUCGUAAACCAAACAAUGUUUUCUUCAUAUUUUGUAGUGUGAAUAGGGAUAAGUUGUAUAGUGAACACUCAACAGUCAUUUCUCAGGGUAAACUCAAAGACCUUCAGGCUGCCGCUAAACACCAAAUACUUCACCUUAAACGCCUUAAAGAUUGUCCAUCUGUUUAACAACACUUUUGUGUUGAAAUUGACCAAAACAUACCAUUAUUAAUGAGUUGUAAAUCUCUCUUAAACAAUUUGAUAAGUAAAAGUGAGCUACUCUUUUGUUUCUGUCAAUGUAUAAUCACAAUCCAGAUAAUUGGAUACAUGUGAGAAAUUAGAUUAGCACAAUGAACAACAAUGUAGCAUGAUUUCAGCUUCUGUUAUUUGUUUUACGAUGUGCCAAAGAAUUUGUAGACAUUGUUGAAGUUCAAAAAGUUGUAUUAAUAAAGAAAUUUACUUUUCUGUACUGUUGUUUUGAACAGUAUUUUGAGUGUCUGUGAUACUUUUUCAGAAAAAAAACAACUUAAGCCCAUGUUUCACAAAAAUCAAAACAUUGCAACGAUCACUCAAUUUAAACAAUUGCAAUUCAGUGAGUGUCAAAAGGUCACACACAUGGGGUCAACAGCACGGUUCCA